Molecule: messenger RNA, 1602 nt
Organism: Cooperia oncophora
Lineage: Eukaryota; Metazoa; Nematoda; Chromadorea; Rhabditida; Trichostrongylidae
Source: the annotation of a GenBank genome assembly
AUGGUAUUCAAAAUCAAAAAUUACAGUCCUAUCGUGUUCACAUCUCUCUUCGCUAUGGCAGUUGGCAUCGUCACCUACCCAGAAGGGUUUGGGAGAUACAUCGCUGGCCAGUUCACAUUCCGCGAGACCUUAGCCGAUUUUCUUGCCAACUGCACAUUUUCGUUGACAAAUGUUAGCAGUCAUGGCUGCCCCGCGGAGAUGAUCGCGCACUGGACUGGUGGAAUUUCAGGAGAAUUCCACCCACUGCUCACAUUAUUCUGCUAUUUGCUUGUAUAUUAUUUGCUUAUCGCAAUUAGUGUCACUCUGUAUAUUCCUGCGGGUAUCUUCGUUCCAUGCUUUGUUAUUGGAGCGUGUGCUGGUCGAAUUGCCGGUGAGGUGUUGAUCAUGUACUGGCCAGACGGGUUCCGUGGUCCUGAUGGACCUCAAAUUUAUCCGGGUCUUUAUGCUGUAGUUGUAUUUAAUGAGCAACUGCUGAGACUUCAUAUAGCUCUUAUGAUUGGCAAUGCCAUCUGCAGUUUCCUCCAGCCGUCCAUCUACGAAAGCAUCAUCAGCAUUCAAGGAUAUCCAUACCUGGCGGAUUUGCCACCGAGUCGUGUCAGUGUUCACACAAUGAAAGUAGAGAAGGUCAUGGUGAAGGACAUUGUUUUCAUAACACGCGAUACAACGUACAUGGAACUACGAGAGAUUCUUCUGGAAACACCUAAUCUUCGCUCAUAUCCCUUCGUCACUGAUAAGAGAUCAAUGACUCUGCUGGGGAGCGUGGCUCGGAAAUACCUGUGCUAUCUUCUUGUCAAACACCUUGGGCCCGAUCCAGGCAUCCAGCUGCACAAACGGAAAAGUAGAACGGCAUCCGAACUGUUUAACACAAUCGGACAAUUCAGGAGAGGAUCCAACGUCAAUUUCAAUGCAAUCAACAACGGUACAAGUCCACAAGGCUUCCUUACGGAUCGAAAUAUCAGCGGCAAUACGUUAUUGGCACAUUCGCCACUUCAUGAUAAUCAAGGAGAGCGAGGACCGCUUGCCUCACUGUUAUAUAGCCAAACUGAGAACAGUGAGGUGCCCGUGCAUUCGUUGGCAAAACGUGCUGAGAUUUUGGCAUCAAAACUCCACCUGGACGAUGUGGCCAUAGAUCCGGCACCAUUCCAACUCGUCAAAGGCACAUCGCUAUAUAAGGUUCACACGCUGUUCUCGUUGUUGGCUCUGAAUCACGCCUACGUCACAGAAAAAGGCCGACUUGUCGGUGUUGUUGCUCUUAAAGAGCUCCGCGAAGCCCUCUCGAACAUCUACUCACGUGGUGCAGUGCCGAUUCGCCCACGUGUACGGACGAUGUCGUCGUUCCGAGUCGCUGGAGCUCCGGAUGUUCCCGAUAAUGUGGCAGCAGAUGACGCACCUCCUCAGAUCACAUUUAAUCUCCGCGAAGCCCUCUCGAACAUCUACUCACGUGGUGCAGUGCCGAUUCGCCCACGUGUACGGACGAUGUCGUCGUUCCGAGUCGCUGGAGCUCCGGAUGUUCCCGAUAAUGUGGCAGCAGAUGACGCACCUCCUCAGAUCACAUUUAAUGUACCUUCCAGCAGUUCGUCUAGCCAUACUUCGGCUGCCUGA